This is a messenger RNA of Paramecium octaurelia, 356 nucleotides long. Lineage: Eukaryota; Ciliophora; Oligohymenophorea; Peniculida; Parameciidae. The record is from the annotation of a GenBank genome assembly.
AUGCCAUGUCAGGUUCAAUGGAUACUUGUCAAAGGAAAUGGCUAAUAAUAUUUGCAAGUUUCUGCAGCCUAUUAGGUAAAUAUACAUGGAUAAUUAAGUGCACUUAAAUAAUUCGAAAAAUGGUGAUUUUGGUAGUAACCAUAAUACCUAAAAAUAUUCAGUUGUAAUAAUAAUAAUCAUUGUUCUCUUAUUCAAAGGCCCUUACUCCAAAUGAAUUGAUAUUUAAAUUACAAUCAUUUAAAAACCCUUUCAUAAGAGAGUUUUCCAAUAAUGAUCAUCACAAAUUAGAAAAGAACAAAAGACUUUGUUUCGUUUAAGAGAUUUAACAUACUCUGGGUGAGGAAAGCCAUCUAUGA